UUCACAGUGAUUAAUCGGCUGUCAUAACUGUCAGUUGAAAAAAUUAUCAUAACAACACCUCCUCCGUGUUGCGCACAUUUUCAUCGUACUUUUACUGAUUGAUAUUUGGAAAAUUAUACCAUUCCUCAGCACAAAAUGAGCGACGACUUCUUAAGUAAACCUCUAUCCUUUGGAGCUCCACAAUCUUCCGGAAUCGCCGCAAGUCCCCAACUGCAGCCUUUGUCGCCGUACUUGAACUACGAUACUCGGUACCUGCAAACGCAACCCGAGUUUAUUUUUCCCGAAGGAGCAUCCAAACAGCGAGGGCGGUUCGAACUCGCUUUCUCACAGAUUGGUUCCUCAGCUAUGAUUGGUGCGUGCAUUGGUGGCGCUGGUGGACUGUACAAUGGAAUGAAUGCAACGAGACUUGCAAACCAAACAGGAAAACUGCGUCGAACACAAUUGCUAAACCAUGUAAUGAAACAAGGCGCAGCGACCGCCAACACGUUCGGUACGAUAGCGGUCAUGUAUUCGGCGUUUGGUGUCCUACUACAGUAUGCUAGAGGCGAAGACGAUGAGAUUAAUACAAUUGCAGCUGGUGGUGCUACUGGUCUACUGUACAAAUCCACAGCAGGGCUUCGGAAAUGUGCCAUCGGUGGUGGCAUUGGAUUAGCGCUAACAUCAAUGUAUGUGCUAUGGAGUGUGGCUGGUGGAGGCACAAAAAAACUGAGUGAUCUCAAGUCACAAUUCUUGUAAAUGAAAGUAACUGGUUUGGGUAUAGAAUCUACUGUUAAUUUGUUAAUUUAAAAAACAAAAUCCUUAAUGUGAACAAUUCACCAUGAACUGCAUGAAACCGAGUUCAUGAUCACGUUCAAAACAAUCGCGAGAAGAUGUGAUUUAACUAUGAGCAUUCAACUAAGUGUUAAUUACUAUAGGCUCAUUUACGUUUAAAUCUUUCUCUCGAAAUGUAGGAACAUCGCGUGAAGCUGGUGCAACUACUUGAAACCAUACCAUAAUCGGGCAAUAAACUCGUAAUCGACAGAA
Molecule: messenger RNA, 1023 nt
Organism: Anopheles merus
Lineage: Eukaryota; Metazoa; Arthropoda; Insecta; Diptera; Culicidae
Gene: Tim23
Product: mitochondrial import inner membrane translocase subunit Tim23
Exons: 3
Coding region: 136-735 (199 amino acids)
Biological process (GO): protein import into mitochondrial matrix
Cellular component (GO): TIM23 mitochondrial import inner membrane translocase complex; mitochondrial inner membrane
Molecular function (GO): transmembrane protein transporter activity
Source: RefSeq, a predicted model, not a curated record